This is a messenger RNA of Bombus pyrosoma, 1280 nucleotides long. RefSeq names its product N-acetyltransferase 9-like protein. The transcript has 6 exons. Gene Ontology annotation, molecular function: N-acetyltransferase activity. Gene Ontology annotation, biological process: protein acetylation. The coding region runs from base 58 to 675 and encodes 205 amino acids. Lineage: Eukaryota; Metazoa; Arthropoda; Insecta; Hymenoptera; Apidae. The record is from RefSeq and is a predicted model, not a curated record.
UAAAUUUGUCAAUCGGCUCAUUUCUUCGAUAAUUUUGAUGUUAAUUAAUCUUGUGCCAUGAGAGACAACGAGUGUACUAAAAUUAUCGGAUCGAAUGUGAUUUUAGUACCGUAUAAGAAGAAGCACGUUGAAAGGUAUCAUGAAUGGAUGAAAUCUGCAGAAUUGCGAUAUUUUACUGGUUCAGAGAUGUUAACAUUGGAAGAAGAAUUUCAAAUGCAAAAGCGAUGGCAUCAGGAUCAAGACAAAUGUACUUUUAUCAUUUUGGAAAAAACUGCUUUUACUACAUCUGGAAACGAGAUAGAAGCUAUGAUUGGAGAUACAAAUUUAUUUUUUAACGAAUCAGAUCAGCCAAAUACUGCAGAAGUUGAAAUUAUGAUAGCAAAUGUUACUUAUAGGAGAAAAAAAAGAGGUUGGGAAGCUAUGAUUCUAAUGCUUCUUUAUGGGAUCAGCGUAUUAAACGUCACUAAAUACAUUGCAAAAAUUAAAUUUGAUAAUGAAAAGAGUAUAAAAAUGUUCGAAAAAUUAGGAUUUCACAAGGUAGAAAGAAGCCAAGUUUUCCAAGAAUAUACUUUUGAAAAAAUAGUAAAUCGAGAUUGGAUAGACUGGUUAUAUUCUGACAUUAAUAUGGAUGUAAUUACUUAUGAAGAGUAUGAUAAAGAGAGAGAGAAAAAAUAACCCUGUCCAUGAUUUGUAAUAUAUUUAUAACAGAAUCAAUUAUUAAAUGUUUUUUCAUAAUUUUCUUACAUCACGAAUUAUUAAAUCAUGGAAUUCUAAAAACGUUCAAACAUUUGUAACUAAUAUGUUAUAUCAUUUUAUGAUAUUAAAUUAUUCUCCAUAGCGUACUUAGUUACAAUUGACAUAACUGAGACGUGAUUGCUUUUGAUUGUCUCUAAGUGAUCAUAGUUGACUACAUGUGUGUGGUGUACGCAACUUCGACGAAGAGCUGUUUUGAACGUAAAGCUUUUUUACGUGUUCAAUUAAUUGAAAAUAUAUUUAAUAGUAUAUUCGAUGUAAUCCAAAAUAUACGUAAGUAAUUAACUUUAUUUAUGUUUUAUUCUUUUUUCGUUCGCUUACAUUAAGUUUGAUUUUAUCGAUAACGUAGAAAAAGUUUGCUCAAAAAUAACGGAAAAAUAGACUUAAACUGAAUGAAUCUUGUUGUCAUGUCGAUUUGUUAUUAUGGAGUGGCUCGAAAACUUUAUUGAUUAUUUAAGAUGAAAGAUUUUUUACAGCACGAAUAUUUAUGUUAUCUAAAUUAUAAUAGAAAUUGAAAUUUACAUGCA